Babjeviella inositovora NRRL Y-12698 is the source of this 4389-nucleotide messenger RNA. Its product is annotated as ubiquitin-specific protease. Gene Ontology annotation, molecular function: cysteine-type deubiquitinase activity; protein binding; cysteine-type endopeptidase activity. Gene Ontology annotation, biological process: protein deubiquitination; regulation of protein stability. The record is from RefSeq and is a predicted model, not a curated record. Gene Ontology annotation, cellular component: cytosol; nucleus. The coding region runs from base 340 to 3936 and encodes 1198 amino acids. The transcript has a single exon. Lineage: Eukaryota; Fungi; Ascomycota; Pichiomycetes; Serinales.
CGCAAAGAGUAGUUAAAAUUUAGUCAGUCGAUCUUCAUUCGGAAUAUUUGGAACCAUUUUUGCCCCAGUCACAUAGUAAGUAUAUUUCAACGUCUCCGAUGGAUCUGCGUUACAGGUAACCGAGCCGCCCUUGCGAUAACCGAGCCAGCCCUGUGUGUUGCAAUUGUCGGACUUGACUCGACAGACAAUUGAAUUGAUUGCAUUCAAUGCCAUUGAUUGUCAUUAAUUAUCAUUGAUUCCAUUGAUUGCCACUGGCUGCUAUUGAUUCCAUCGAGAAGCGCUUUCGUGGCUAUGCUCAACCGAUUGAUUCUUCACCCAGCUACAUACUAACGCACAGACAUGGACUAUACGCGGAAGCUAGACAUUCCUGAAGAUAGCUCCUCGGAGGAGGAACAAUCAGAGAGCGCACGCGCAGCUGCGCAUGCGGACCUCCCUACCAACUAUGCUGCGAACCUCGCCAAGCUCUACGAUAUGAACGACGAGAUUGUGGCCGAGACACACCACACCUGGGAGAUUGCGGAUUGGCGCGGCUUCAAAGAUAACCGCAUCGUCGGGCCAACUUUCCGUUGCGGCGACUUUGACUUCAACUUGUUGAUCUUCCCGUUGGGCAACAACAGCAACAACGUUGCGGUGUAUCUCGAACCACACCCGCCGUGUAUAACCGCUGAAAAGGAGGAUGGUACGGUAGAACGGACGCCGGUGGACCCGAACUGGCACUGCUGCGCGCAGUUUGCAAUCGACAUGUGGAACCCGGACGUACCGGCUGCGCGCAUCUUCAGCCAGAGCCACCACCGGUUCCUGAAGAGUGCCACAGACUGGGGCUUCUCCAGCUUCGUGGGUAUCCAGCAGCUCAACUCGAACUGGAAGGCCACGGGCGCGCCGCUUGUGUCGCGCAGCCGCGUGAACAUCACGACGUACGUGCGGGUCUUGCGGGACACCACGGGGGUGCUCUGGCACGACUUUGUGGACUAUGAUUCCAAAAAGGAGACAGGGUUUGUCGGAAUCCUCAACCAGGGUGCCACGUGCUACCUCAACUCGCUUCUUCAGUCGUACUUCUUUACCAAGGUGUUCCGCCAGAAGGUGUACGCGAUUCCCACCGCUCACGACACACCCAACAGCCACGGCACGUUUCCGCUUGCGGUAUCGCUUCAGCGGGCGUUCUACAAGUUGCAGAAGGCGUGUGAGCCGAUCAGCACCAGCGAGCUCACCUCGGCGUUCGGCUGGACGUCACUCGACGCGUUCACCCAGCACGACGUGCAGGAAUUGAACCGCAUCCUUAUGGACAAGCUCGAGGCGCGGAUGAAGGGGACCCCGAUCGAGGGCUGCUUGACCGAUAUUUUUGUCGGCAAGAUGAAGUCAUACAUCAAAUGCGUGGACGUAGACUACGAGAGCGUGCGUGUGGAGGACUUCUGGGAUAUCCAGUUGAAUGUAAAAAAUACCGCGAGCCUUGCGCGCGCGUUUGAGAACUAUAUCGAGGUGGAAAUGCUCGAGGGCGACAACCAGUACGACGCGUCGGGAAUCGGCUUGCAGGACGCCAAGAAGGGAGUGGUAUUUGAGUCGUUUCCGCCGGUGUUGCACCUCCAGUUGAAGCGCUUUGAGUACGACUUUGUGAACGACCGGCUCGUAAAGAUCAACGACCGCUACGAGUUUCCCGAGUCGAUCGACUUAAAGCCGUACCUCGACGCGGAGUCCGAGGGCUAUGAGGAGGACUGGGACUACCAGCUCCACGGUGUGUUGAUCCAUCUGGGAGACUUCUCGUCCGGUCACUAUUACGCGAUGCUCCGUCCGUCGCUCGCUGAUGAGUGGUACCGCUUUGACGAUGAUCGUGUGUUCCGCGCCACCAAGCGCCAGGUGUUUGAUGAAAAUUUUGGCGUCGACGUGAAACCCAACGCGGAUUUGGCCAAGUUGACCCGUCACGAGUACCAGGAGUACCAGAACCAGCGGUUCACCAACGCGUACAUGUUGGUGUACGUGCGCAAGGCCAAGUUGGCCGAGGUCAUGGUCGAGGUGGAGGACGCUGAUAUUCCUUUGAACGUGUCGCGCACUAUCGAGAGCGAGCUCCGCGAGCAGGAGCGUGUUACCAGAGAGAAGCAGGAACAACACUUGUAUGCACGCUUGAACGUGUUCACUACCGGCAGCUUCCAGCACUACCAGGGCUACGAGAUGGGGCCCACGCUCGUGCACCAGAAGUUGUUCCACGACGAGUUGUACGCGAAAGAGUCGUUUCCGUGGCACGUGCGGGUGUUGAAAACCGAUACGGUGGCGUCCGUGGCCGCUCAGAUCGCUGAGAACUUUGGCUUGGAUCCAACGCAGUUUCGCUUGUGGACAAUGGUCCAUCGCCGCAACGCCACCGUUCGUCCGGACAUUCCUGUGGAUAUGGAGCAGACGAUUGGCGCAUUGCAGGCGUCGAAGCUCGAGCUCAAUCUCUGGGUGGAAGAGAAAAAUAAGGAGCUUCAUGUGGUGAAGGGCCUGGGAAAUCUGGUUGGGGCGUCUCUUACCAAGACAUUUGCUCAGCUUCCACCCACUGACGUUCUGUUCGCGACAGUCUCCGAUGAUUCCGACGACGUUGUGGUGUUGCUCAAAUACUUUGACGUGAAGAACCAGCGGCUCACGGGGUUGACCCAUGCAGUGGUGAACAAGUACAGUGUGAUUGGGUCGCUUAUUCCGUUGGUAAACCGGCUUUUAGGGAACGACCCAUUCACGAAGCUCAGCGUGUACGAAGAGUUGCAGGUGGGAUCUAUUGACGCGCACAAACUGGAGGCUACAUUUUACACGAGUGAGGUGGGUAGUGGGGAUAUUCUUGUACUUCAGCAGGAACUUCCUGGAGAAUCUGAAGAUUCUAGGCAACAUGAAAAGAGCCUUGACGGGCCUGGGUUCUACACCACCGCCAUUGACUUUUACAACUUCUUGCUCUUCCGCACGCAAUUCUCCAUGCGCCCCAAGUCUGCCAGUGACGACGAUGCAAUGGUCAUCAGCGAUGGUGCGCCGGCCAGUGCCACAAAGUUUGACUUCUGGUGCUCCAGCAAGGCGCCAUAUGCGGAGUUUGCCGGCUACGUGGCUCGCAAGAUUGGCGCCGAUCCCGACUACCUCCGGUUCUUCGCAGUGGGCUAUGACGGAUCUAAGGUACCUCUCGGCUCUGGUGCCGCGCUCAGUUCUAUUCUUCUGAAACACGUCCCCGCGUACCAGAGCGUCACAUUUGAAUACGAGACGUUGCCGAUCCCACUCGCGGACUACGAACACAAGCGUGCCGUCACGGUGCACUGGCUCCAGGGCGGCAUCGUUCACGACACUGUAUAUGAGCUUUUAGUGCCGGUUAGCAGCACAGUCACGGACGUGAUUCACGGUGUACAGACGGCCGUCGGUUUCGAGAACGAAGCUGUGGCAGAUGUAUUGGUGUGGGCUGCGUUUGAUCACAAGUUCGUGGAGUUGCUUCCGGGCGAGAGACCGCUUAGCCAGAUCACGGACACGUUGCUGAUCUACUGCGGAAUCUUUCCACAGGAGGCGGAUAUCUUGGGCCGCCAGGCGUCGGAUGACGUGGAGGUGGUUGAGUUGCGCCACCCCCAGGAGCCCGCGUACGAGCGCUUCGAGUUGGCUCAGAUCCGUCUUAUCACUGCGUUUCAGUACAACAAGGAUGCGCGUCGGACCCACGGUGCGCCGUUCAUCUUCAUCUUAGUCAAGGGCGAGCCGUUCAGUAAGACCAAGCAGAGAUUGCAGCAGUUGACCGACAUCCCCGAGGCCGAUUUCCUCAAGAAGGUGAAGGUAACCACGUGCACGAAGCAUGGGUCUGUAAGGCUCAGUGUUGAGACGGCAGAUCUGGCCCGGGAUGCACUUGUGUUAUACGACGAGAUCCACGAGGAUGAAUUCUUGUGUCUUGACCAUCCUGAGAGGGCUCCCCGCCGUGCCUCUGGGUUUGAAAAGCCGAUUGUCGUAUCUUAGAUUUGACCUUUAGUGUUAGGAGCCUCGAAUUCCUCGCAAGUUCUUUGCCGGAGGCCUUUGCUUUUUUUUUUUUGCUUUUCCAAUAGAUUUUCGACAUUUUAGGAACCUUGCAAUAAAGGUGCCAUUUAACUAGAUGGAAGUCGGCGCUCAUUAUCUCGUUACCUCCGAUAGGCGGACACCCUAGCAUCGUAUUCGCCUCAGUAUAUAAGGCCACUAACUACCCUUGGACUGGACAACCUAUCGCAAAAAUCAACGCCUCUUAGAUGAUAUAUCCCAAACUUAUCUCGGACCCAAACUGGGGCUAACUUCACCAAGAGUGUUGAGGUCACCACCCCUAUCUUACACAGUAUACUACAGCUACCCUGCAGCAUGAGCCACACGGUAGUACCUUCCAAAAACUGGAAGGAAAAAGUACGCCCAGACCAGAGUAGUAUGAAUACACAAUAUAGCUCC